Molecule: messenger RNA, 1127 nt
Organism: Stegostoma tigrinum
Lineage: Eukaryota; Metazoa; Chordata; Chondrichthyes; Orectolobiformes; Stegostomatidae
Product: probable G-protein coupled receptor 139
Exons: 2
Coding region: 38-1039 (333 amino acids)
Biological process (GO): G protein-coupled receptor signaling pathway
Cellular component (GO): membrane
Molecular function (GO): G protein-coupled receptor activity
Source: RefSeq, a predicted model, not a curated record
GAGACCCAGAACAACUGAUGUUAUUCUACUCUCAGAAAUGGCAUAUCCAAUUGUCUGGCAAAUAGAAGAUGUUUUCUAUCCUCUUAUUUCAGCCAUUGGUGUUCCUAUUAACUUGGUCGCAGUUAUCAUCCUGGCCCGAGGAAAGUGUGGUCUGUCCAAGUGCCUCACUUGCUACUUGAUUGGAAUGGCAGUGGCUGAUCUCCUUGUCGUUGUUUUUGAUGCCAUCUUGAUAUACACUUCUUUAAUUUAUUUUCCAAAUUCAUUCGCGAGGCUUACUCCCUUCUGUCGUCUUUUUACAGCCCUGGCAUCAGCAGCCUCAUCGAUUUCUGUCUGGUUCACAGUCACAUUCACUUCUGAUCGAUUUGUAGCCAUUUGCUAUGAGAGAUUGAAAUCCAAAUUUUGCACCGAGAGAACUGCAGCGGCAUUCCUUGCAGCGGUGACUGUGUUGGGCUGCCUGGAGUCUCUACCCUGGUAUUUUGCUAAUAGCGCAUCAUACAUCAUUGAUGAUAUUGAAUGGGGUUGCCUACUUAAAUCGAGUUUUUACACUUCCCCUGCAUGGGCUGCAUUUGAAAUCAUCAACUACAUUUUAACACCUUGUGUGCCAUUCUUUCUGAUCUUGCUGUUCAAUGUGCUGACUGUCAGACGUAUUUUAGUGAGCAGUCAGAUCCGCAGAAGUCUCCGUGGCCAAAGAAGUGGAGAGAAACACAAAGAUGUGGAGUUGCAAAACCGGCAGAAGUCCAUCACUUUGCUGUUCAGUAUAUCAGGCAGUUUUGUACUUUUGUGGUUAACCAAGCUUCUCUUCAGUAUUUAUGCACGAAUUAUGGAUAUCCGAACUUAUGACUACUCCGACAAAGACCCUUACUUUGUCGCAGAUCACACAGCGAAGAUGUUGCAAGUGCUCAGCUCCUGCACCAACACGUUUAUUUAUACUGUGAGCCAGACGAAGUUCAGGUCCGAACUGAUGAAUGCAAUGACAUACCCCUUCAGGAAAAUUAUUAAAUUGUGGAACAGAUUGAAGAGUUUGAAUCAUGUGAAUUAAAUUUCUCCUAUUCUCCAUAAUCUACAAUCGCCACGCAGGACGAAGUAAGUUAUCAGCACCACAGACUUAGCUCCGAUUAUUUGUCCAA